GGCACCCUUCUCCCAUUUCCUAUCGCCACGGUUCUGAGAAUGAUGCGAGAAAAAGGUUCUGUUGGGUCCUGGCCCACGCCUUGUGAGGCAAACUCUGGUCAACAAUCAGUUGCCAGGGUACCAUGUUGCCGCUGCCUCUUCAAACUCUUCACUUCCUCACCUGACAUUUUGGCCCUUCGUGGUCCAUGGCAUUCCCUUUUCCAUUCCUGUGGUGGAUUUAUUCACGUACCAGAGACCCCGUCGAGACCGGCUCCCUGGAGGAAUUUGAGUGCGAGGAGGAGGUACCCGAGGAAGACGAUGUCUGCUGGGCCCUGGGAGAAAUUCUGCUUUAUUACUGCCUGGCUGUGGCUGCUAUAAGGAUCAUCUACAUUGGUGCAGACUGGAUCGUCCCGAAAUGCGGUGGUGGAAUUCAGCCAUGCAAGAAGGUUAGAUAUACAAAAGGUUGCCAGGACCCUACCGACAGGUGUCAAGACAGUGCGUGCGGCAUCCUGGGGUGCCUGAGGAAGCUGUUUACAGGAGAGUGUGACAGGGACGUCGCUGAGGAUGAGGUGUCCCCCAGCUCUCCUCCCAGGAAGGAGACGAAGGAGCGCCUCUCCAAGCUCAGCCAGCAAACCUUCUGCGACAGCGACUCCGUGGGCACCUCGGAAUCGCAGGUGUCCUCGUGGAAAGGCAGCCAGACGGGUGAUACGGACGGCAGCGCCUCCAGCACGAAAGGGAGGAAGAUGGUGGUAAGGCAGAGGAGCCCCAGGCGAGUGCCUUGGAUGCCCGAGGAACCGUGUCCCCGCUGCAAAGCCAAGAGGACGAGAGAAUGGCUGGCCCAGCACUUCUUUGACCCAGAGUGGUGUUCUCCAGGGAAGCGCAACUGAUCCUGAGGGGAGUCCCUUCCGGGGAAGGGAGACAAUGUCCACACACAACCCGCUUUUGCCCUGGCUUCCUUCAAGGGUUGUUGGCCUGGGCGAGGAGGGUGAGAGGGGCGACUCGCACCUCUGAGAGGUGGCUGAGGGCUGAGUCGUGUCAAUAAAGCUCUUAUACCACAUA
This is a messenger RNA of Podarcis raffonei (Aeolian wall lizard), 1038 nucleotides long. RefSeq names its product serine rich single-pass membrane protein 1 (gene SSMEM1). The record is from RefSeq and is a predicted model, not a curated record. Bases 186 to 866 code for a protein of 226 amino acids. Lineage: Eukaryota; Metazoa; Chordata; Lepidosauria; Squamata; Lacertidae. The transcript is spliced from 3 exons.